Messenger RNA from Nematostella vectensis (starlet sea anemone), 1671 nucleotides. Its product is annotated as steroid 17-alpha-hydroxylase/17,20 lyase. The coding region runs from base 43 to 1539 and encodes 498 amino acids. The record is from RefSeq and is a predicted model, not a curated record. Gene Ontology annotation, biological process: hormone biosynthetic process; progesterone metabolic process. NCBI's taxonomy places the organism in Eukaryota, Metazoa, Cnidaria, Anthozoa, Actiniaria, Edwardsiidae. Gene Ontology annotation, molecular function: heme binding; iron ion binding; steroid 17-alpha-monooxygenase activity. The transcript is spliced from 2 exons.
UCACAACAAAAUAAUUCUGAACUGAGAUUAGCCUAAACUGACAUGAUUAUCGAGUCAGCUUUGGCUCUUUUCUUAAUCUUAACCAUCUAUCAUUUCUUUUUCGAGUACAAGCACAACAACCUUCCACCAGGGCCCCAUGCAUGGCCGCUUAUAGGAAACAUCCCACAAAUCGGCAAACAACUGCACCGAAGCCUUCACUCACUGAGUUUAAUCUAUGGCGAAGUGUACAGGUUGUAUCUCGGCCAUACUCUUGUUGUUGUUCUCACGGGUAGGGCUAUCAAGGAAGCACUGGCUUUGCAGCCGGUGGAGUUCGGAGGAAGACCAUGGACUGUGUCGUUCGAUUUAGCAUUACGUGGUGAAAGACCGUUGGUGUUCGAGGAUUACGGAAGACAUGUUAAACUUCACCGUAAAAUGGGCCACCGGGCACUGAAGGUUUACAGUCAGAAGAAAUAUCAACAGGUUAUAAUACAAGAGGCUGAAGAAUUGUGCAAGAGAAUUGCUGAUAGUUCAGAUAGAAUCUUUGAUGUCAAGAAAGAAUUUGGUCUUUGUAUCAUGAAUAUCAUUUGCACAAAGAUCUUUGGUAGCAGAUACCAAGUCAACAAUAAGGAAUUCCUGGAAAUUCUCAACAUUCAUGACAAUCUCUUCCGACUCACAACAGUAACAGGACAAAGCCUUGUUGAUAUUUUUCCAUUUCUAAGAAAUAUUCUGCCCAUAUAUGGUCACACCAAGGAGUUACAGGAAACACAUGAUGAAUGGCAAAAGAUUUUAUGGAGAAAGUACAAGCAGCAUUUGGAUUCAUUUGAUGUUUCCAACAUACGUGACUACACCGAUGCACUUCUAUUAGCCAAACAAGAAGCUGGGGUAGAAAAUACAACUGAUCAGAAGUAUCUAGAAGAUAAAUAUAUAGUGUCAGCAAUUUCCACAGUUUUUAUAGCUGGCUCUGAGACAACAGCAACAAGUUUGUGUUGGGCGAUAUUGUAUCUUAUUCACUUUCCUAAGAUUCAAGACCAAAUUUAUGCAUCUGUUGGAAAGUUGAAUUUGCAGGAAAGGCAAUCUUUUGUAGAGAUGAGAAAAAUGUGUCCUAUUCUUGAGGCCUUUAUUGCUGAGGUCCUGAGAAUAAUAACACUCUUACCCCUGGGAGUCCCUCACAAGACCCUUUGUGAGACGAUACUUCGAGGGUACACAAUCCCUAAGGGUACCACAGUCCUUGCCAAUUUAUGGUCCCUUCACCACAAUGUUUCUUUAUGGGAGAAUCCGGAAGAUUUCAACCCAGAGAGGUUCCUUGAUAAAGAAGGGAACUUUUCUCAUUCUAUGACAGAUAAUCUGUUGCCAUUUGGUGCUGGGCCUAGGAUAUGCAUGGGGGAGAACCUAGCACGCACUGAACUGUUCCUUAUUCUCGCUCUGCUUUUAAAACAAUUCAGAUUUGAAUGUCCACCUGGUCAACAGAUGGCUCCUCUUGAGUGCAUGGCUGGGUCAGCAGUGUUGCAGCCGACUCUUACACAGGCUCAUGUGACAAAACGUAAAAUCUUGAGAACUUAGAUGACCAUGGAAGAUCCUAAAAGAACAUUGUUUCUCGUGGUCUUGGUGUUUCAAGAAAAAACUAGCUGUAGAAAAACUUGAUUGUCUGCUAGGCAGUGUAAAAUCUGGGAAAUAAAUCAACACAUUGUUGAA